GUUUCUUAGCAACGGCGGUAACUUGAGGAAGGAGCUUGGAGCUCAGCGUUUUCUGCCAUGAAUGUCCCAGAUCUCCAUCUGCAACGGCCGCCGACAGGAAGACGACAUGGACUCCGGCUCGCCACCAGGAAGCCCUUCCUGCGGCCUCACCAACCGGAGCAGCAGCUUCUUUAAGCUGAUUGACACUUUUGCGCUGGAGAUCGGGGAGCUGAAGAAGGAGAUGGUCCAAACGGCGCCGGCUCUGGACAAGGAGCCGCUGGAGAUACAAAGGCUGAAGGGCCGUGCGUUUCUGCAGUCGCCGCGCUGCAGGGCGUCUGUGGGGGAAUGGGACUCUGGUUACGACUCGCUGCGGAGGAGGAUGAGCGUGUUGGAGCGGCUGACUCAAACUCACCAAGUCUGGCUGCUGCUGGCGGUCAGCGAAGACGAGGCCUCCGGCAUUCUGCUCAAACAGCCGCCAGGGGUGUUUCUGGUCAGGAAGGUUCUGCAGAGGAAGGUUCUGUCCGUGCGUCUGGAUAAGGAUCAGUCAGAAAAUCCCAUCAGCCACUUCAAUGUCAGAGAGAGUCAGUACUCCUUUUCCAUGGAAGGAUCUGGGAUCAGCUUUGCAGAUCUCUUCCACCUAGUGGCCUUCUACUGUGUCAGCAGAGACAUCCUGCCAUUCACGCUCAAACUUCCUGAGGCCAUUUCAUCUGCAAAGACGCAGAAGGAGCUGGAGGAGGUGGCUCAGCUCGGUGCAGGUUUCUGGGACUCUGCGCUGUGCAGCCAGCGGCGCUGCUCGACCCCCCCUUGCCACCGCCUGAGCCGGACCCUCAGUCCCCAGCGCACCAAACGGACCGCUGAGGUGGAGGAGUCGCACCAGAGCGCACCUCCCACCUUACAGCCGCACACAGCCCCCCCCGGCGGCUUCCAGGACGCCGCUUCCCCCACUGGACCGCUGUGCUUCGUGACGCCCCUGUUCCUUCAGACCCACAGCCGCGACCCCGACCCCCCAGAAAAAGCUGCCGGCUCGCCGCCGCUGAGCAGCAGCAGGUGCGCCGAGCCGGACCUGGAUCGGACCAAGCUGAACGGUAAACCGCGCUCGCCGCCUCCUCGCCCCCCUCCUCCCCGCUCAGCACCGAGCCGGCGGCCCGCUCCGCCGCCGCCCGGGCCUCCUCCGGCUGCUUCCAGAACCAAGAGCAUGCCGGUCGCCACCAAGCGGCAGCAGCCGUCCGGCAGGAGGCCCGCGCCGGCACCGCCAGCACUGGGCGGCAGAACCAGCAGCUCAACCAAAAGUACCUCCUCUCCAAACCGGCCGCCUCCUCGACCCAAAAUGCCCGAUCUGGAGGCUCACCGCUGCCACAUCGCUCUGGAUGAUGAAACCAUCGCCAAGGCUCUGUCCCGCGCCAACCUCCCCACCUGCCAGCCCCCACCUGUUGCUGAGGAGCCGUCACAGAGCCUGUCCGGUCCUGAUGAGAGGGGCCGGCAGCGGUUCAGCGACAUGAGCAUCUCGACGUCGUCUUCGGACUCCCUGGAGUACUCCCGGUCUCCUGAGUUCUCCCUGGACCUGGCGCCCAGCCCGCCUCAGCACCCGGUGGAGGACACCAGCGAGGACGACGAGGACGCGGAGGAGGAAGAGGAGGAGGAUUACGGCGUCGGGAUGGAAGCGGAUCUGGAGUCGCGCCUCCGUCCGAUCCUCAAAGCCCGCAGGCGGCGUGUCGGCGUGAGCCUGAGCGGCGGCUCCUUCGUUCUGCCCCGCUCCCUGAAGGGACGCUUCAGCAAGGUGGGCGGGAUGUUCAGCUCCCUGAUCACGCCGGAGAAACGGGCCGUGAAGCGGAUCGCCGAGCUGUCCCGCGACAAGAGCUCGUACUUCGGCUCAUUGGUUCAGGACUACAUCAGCUUCGUUCAGGAGAACCGCAGCUGCCACACAUCGGGGAUGGACUUCCUGCAGACCGUGCGGCAGUUCAUGACCCAGAUGAAGGCUUACCUGCGGCAGAGCUCUGAGCUCGACCCGCCCUUAGAGUCCCUCAUACCUGAAGACCAGAUUGACCAGGUUCUGGAGAAAGCCAUGCACAAAUGUGUCCUGAAGCCUCUGAAGAGCGUCAUUGAGUUGAUUCUGCACGAUUUCCAGGUGAGAUUUCGGAAGGCAGGGGUUUUGUCAUUGCCUAUUGUCUUUGUCCUGCACCGUGCCCCCAACUCCGUCGCCAUCGAGAAAAUCCGCCAGAAGUUCCUGAACAUGAGGAAGAUGUACUCCCCCGACCAGAAGGUGUCGCUGCUGCUGCGAGUGUGCAAACUCAUCUACACCAUCAUGCAGGACAAUUUCCUGCCCAUGCUGUGCGACAUGCCGCAGCUGGACACUGAGGUUCAGUACAUGAUGGAGCUGCUGGACCCGGCGCUGCUGCAGGGAGAAGGUUGUUAUUAUGCAACAACUUCUUUGAGCCAUCUGGCCUUAACUGUCCCCCUGAGAGUCAAAUGGGUUCAGGUUCUGAGCUCCGAGGCCAGGAACACGCUGCACCAGUGGCACCGCCGGCGAACGUCGCAGCGCUCCGCCCCCUCUGUGGACGACUUUCAGAACUUUCUCCGGGUCGCCCUGCAGGAGGUGGGUUUGGGCUGCACGGCUAAAACCCUUCAGGUGCAGCCGUACACCACGGCGGAGGAGGUCUGCUCCCUCUGCGCCUACAAGUUCAAGAUCCCCGACCCCGAGAACUACGCGCUGUUCCUGAUCACCGAGGAAACGAGGCAGCAACUUGCCGCCGACACGUACCCCCAGCAGAUCAAAGCCGAGCUGCACAGCCGGCCGCUCGUGCACGUCUUCCACUUCGUCUACAGGAGGGUGAACAACCUGAACCUCUGCAUCCCGGCUCACAUCAACAAUGGGAACUGCCUUCAGAUGAAAUAGGGAGGGAAGGAUGAUUUGGCUGAUUUGGAAUGUUGAUGAAGACAGGUUUGAGGAUGUCUGGUGCUCUGAAGGACCUUUAAAUAUCUGCUGACGCUUUGAAAGAAGACAGAAAGAUGAAUAUAGAUGCAGAUGCAUGUGGAUGAAGGUAUGAAGGCCUCCUCUUUAAAUGUUACUCUAACUGCUGUCCCCAUGAUGCCUUAUGAAAAAACCGAACACUGUAUGUUACUGAGAGCGGGCCCCAGAUGAAAACGUUCCUUAAAUGUUUAUUUAAUAAAUGAAAUGACCUUUUGUGAAACUUGUUUUUAUUUCUCCACAGCUGCAGGACAAUUGUGGGUUAUGUUUCUGUGUCUGAUUAUUUUUAUAUUCUUUAAAGCGACUAAAAAGAUUCUUAUUCUGAUGUGAUGCAGGGGCGUUGACAGGAUCCUGAAACGUUGGGGGGCUCAGCCCAGAAAUAGAUUUCAAAUACUCCCAACAUGUUUUAGAUCUCAGCCUGCUGUUUUGUUUUUAUGAUUAUUAAUAAAACAGAAAUGUGUAAAAUGA
Molecule: messenger RNA, 3412 nt
Organism: Gambusia affinis (western mosquitofish)
Lineage: Eukaryota; Metazoa; Chordata; Actinopteri; Cyprinodontiformes; Poeciliidae
Product: ras and Rab interactor 2-like
Biological process (GO): signal transduction; vesicle-mediated transport
Cellular component (GO): endocytic vesicle; cytosol
Molecular function (GO): guanyl-nucleotide exchange factor activity; small GTPase binding
Source: RefSeq, a predicted model, not a curated record